Strigops habroptila (Kakapo) is the source of this 1892-nucleotide messenger RNA. RefSeq names its product lipopolysaccharide induced TNF factor (gene LITAF). Gene Ontology annotation, biological process: regulation of cytokine production. Lineage: Eukaryota; Metazoa; Chordata; Aves; Psittaciformes; Psittacidae. The transcript is spliced from 5 exons. The record is from RefSeq and is a predicted model, not a curated record. Gene Ontology annotation, molecular function: zinc ion binding. Bases 176 to 619 code for a protein of 147 amino acids.
CCCGCGGCGCCUGCCCCGGCUUCGAGGAAGGGGAGGAGAAGGCAAGGUGCGGACGGGAAGAUUCUGCUGCUAUUUCCAGUGUGUGUUUUCCUGGACUGCAAAGACCAGAUCCCACAGUCGUCUACAGCCAGCACCUUUCUGCUGUGUGUAACGAACGUGCUGCAAUCCAGAUACAAUGUCUGUGCCAAGUGGCAUCCCUGUCCCAUCUGCACCACCUUCUUAUGAGGAAACAACAGGAAUCAACGUGAACUAUCCUCAGCCCUAUCCUACCCCAGAACAUGGCCGGAAACCAGAUGGGAAAAGAAUGAACCCUUCCUCAUACAUGGGACAGCCUUCACCAGCGCAUAACCCCAUUACAGUUCAGACAGUGUAUGUGCAGCAACCAGUAGUAUUUUGUGACCGCCCAAUUCAGAUGUGCUGCCCUUCCUGCAACCAGAUAAUAGUGACACGUCUCUCGUAUGACUCAGGAGCUUUGACUUGGCUGUCAUGUGGUGGCCUCUUCCUGCUGGGGUGUGUAGCUGGCUGCUGCUUAAUUCCCUUCUGCAUUGAUGCCCUAAAGGAUGUGGAUCACAGCUGUCCAAACUGCAAUACUCUUCUUGGGUCUUACAAACGUUUGUAGGCAGUGUUUAAACAUUGAUAAUUGAUUGAUGAAGUUGGUUAGCACCUCUACAAGCCCUUUUUGAAGCUUCUUGGAGACUUCUGGUUUCUGUGCAUCCUAUCACUGGAAACCAAUCAAAAGUAAUGUUUAAUGCUAGAUUGUUUGAAUAAGAAUUUGCUUGAGGGGAUUUCGACUUAAGUCUGUAAAACUAUAUUUAAUUUUUAAGGGCCACUCAGUGCAGAACCAGUUGAUGGCAACUAUGUUUUCCCUUUUUGCUUUUUGCAAAACAGGCUGGUGAUGUUCUUCAGUUAACCUCAUCUCAACCAUGCUGCACACUGGUGUGCUUGCUUAUAGUCAGCUCAGACAGGGAGGAGAACAUCUAUGGAGAACUAUAUAGUCUCAUGCUUGGUGCUGAUGCUUUUGUAACAGCACUGUUUGCAAACUGGCGGGGAGCUGCUUGCCUCUGAGACAAGUGCCCCUCUUUGACAAAAGAAGCAAUUUGUUGGCAUCUUUUCAUAAGCACUAAAAUUCACUUUACAACUUUCUUAGUUGAAAGAGAACUAAACCUACAGGCUUCAUCUUUUUCGGAGGCUACUCUACCAAAUGGACAACUCAGGUUAUCAUGCAUUAAUGGUGAUUCAAUCUAGUACCUGAAUUUCCUUGCCAGUUUCAAGUCUAGUCAUACAUCUACUCUACGGUAAAGAUGUUCAUACAGGAAUUUUUAACAGGAACUUGUUCAGUGAUUUUUGGUUGGUUGGGAUUUUUUUACUGCUGAUUUAGACGUCUGUCAAGUGUUCUCUUUGCUCCACUCCAGUGAAAGUGCCACUAGAGCCUUGGCUGUACAUUUAUGUAAGUCAACUGAUAAAGCAUAAACAAACCUCAGCCUUAUCUUAAGGCUUGAAUUCCACCUGCAAAACACAGAUUCUGGACCUGGGGUUUUACUUAUUGAUCUGUUUGUUAAUUACUGUUUCUUCUUUAAGGAGGUAACAUGAUUGUUAAGGAGUUUCUCUGAUGAUUAUUUAGGUGUGUACCAUGAUUUUUCUAAAUGAAAGAAGUUCUGUUUUCAGAAGCUUAAGCUGGAUAUGCUUUUUUAAGACAAUGAUCACAAAAAAUUAGGGAAUGAGGCUCUUAAGGUUGAAGUACUUUGUCAUAAACAGCGGACUCAGUCUGAAUAAAAUCUUGAUGCAUUUGAAUUAUGUCUGUCUAGAAAAGAUGGGUGUUUAAACAAGGCUGUGAUGCUAACACUGUAUUAAUCUCUGUAAAAGUAAAAAGCUAAAAUAAAAAUUAAAAAAUA